AUGGUUUAAGAAGUUCAAUCAAGAAAGGAUGAAGAAGUUGAAGAACUUGCUUUAAAUUUUAUAAUAGAUCCUUAAGAAUUAUCAAGUUUAUUUGAAAUAGAUAAUAUAAGAGAUAAAGUAAGCUAAAGUAAAUUAAUAGUCCUUGGAGGUGCAAAAGGUUUAUUAGAUUAAUUAUUCACAAAUUUAAAAGCAGGAAUAAAUACAAAACCAGAUGAAAUAAAAGCUCGCAAAAUAUUUUAUGGUGAUAAUAAACCUGCUCUGAAAAAAAGAAAAACUUUAUUUUAAAUGAUAAUGGAUUGUUUUGAAGAUUUAAUGUUACAAAUUUUAUGCAUUGCAUCUUUUGUAUCAACAACAAUAGGUAUUUUAGAAGAUGGUUUUUAAAAAGGCUGGAUGGAAGGUGGAACAAUAAUAUUAGCAGUGAUAAUUAUAAUAAGUAUUUCAGCAGGAAAUAAUUACGUUAAAGAAAAAUAGUUUUAGAAACUUUCUGAAAAACGUGAAUAAAUGAAUAUUUAAGUUACAAGGAAUGGAAAAGUAAAAAUAAAAAAUAAAAAAAUAAUAUGUACUAAUAUACAGGUUAUAUAAAUUGAUUCUAAAGAGUUACUUGUAGGGGAUCUUUUACAUAUUUAAAUAGGAGACGUAAUGCCUGUAGACGGUAUUUUACUUGAAGGAAGUGAAAUUAGUAUGGAUGAAUCAAGUGUUACAGGAGAAAGUGAUUUAGUUACUAAAUGCCCUGCCUUAUCAGGUGAAGUUUCAUAAGAUACUUAUUUCUUAAUUUCUGGAUCAAAAGUAAUGGAUGGGAGCGGUCUUAUAUUAGUUUGUACAGUAGGUUCAAAUACAUAAUUAGGAAAAUUAAAAGAGAAAUUAUAGGAAGAAUAACCUCCAACCCCUUUAUAAAAAAAACUCGAAACAGUGGCUGAAGAUAUAGGAAAAGUAGGCUCAGUAGCAGCUUGCCUAACUAUGUGUGCAAUAUUGAUACACUUAAUAAUGAAUAUAAUUUUAGGCGAACAUUGUUUUUUAUGCAUUGAAAGUUUAAAAGAAAUUAUUAACAGCUUUUUGGUUGCAGUUACUAUUAUUGUUGUAGCAGUACCUGAAGGUCUACCUUUGGCAGUUACCAUAGCUUUAGCUUAUUCAGUAAAUAAAAUGAAAGAAGAAAAUAAUCUAGUUAAAUAACUUUCUUCAUGUGAAAUUAUGGGUGGAAAAAUAAAAGUUUAAGUAAUAAAAAAAUUUGCUGAUUAAGCGCUGAGAACACUAGCUCUAGCUUAUAAGGAUAUAGAAAUAUAACCAGGAACAUCAGCUUAAUCUUUAAACGAAAAUUUUUUAGAAACUAAUUUAACGCUAAUAGCGAUAGCAGGAAUAAAAGAUCCAAUAAGAACCGAAAUACCAAAAGCAAUAUAAAUAUGCUAUAGAGCAGGAAUUAGAGUCAGAAUGGUUACUGGUGAUAACCUUAAUACAGCUGUUGCAAUAGCAAAAGAUUGUAAAAUCCUGACUUAGGAUUAUAAGGUAAAUUAAAAUAAUUAUGAAGUAAUGGAAGGUAAAAAGUUCAGAGAAUUAAUUGGAGGAAUAGCAUAUGAUAAUCCAUAUGCAUAAAAUAUUGAAGAUAGAGGAGAAGCUAAAAUAUUUAAUUUUGAUAUAUUCAAAAAAAUUGUUAAAGAACUAAAAAUCCUAGCAAGAUCUACUCCUGAUGAUAAAUAUAUGCUAGUUACAGGAUUAAUUUAAAUAACUAAUGAUGCUCCUGCUUUAAAAAAAGCAGAUGUUGGUUUCGCUAUGGGUAUUGCAGGUACAGAAGUUGCAAAAGAAGCUGCAGGUAUUAUUCUAUUAGAUGAUAAUUUCGUCAGCAUUGUAACCGCAUGUAAAUAUGGAAGAAAUAUAUAUGAUUCUAUUAGAAAGUUUAUUUAAUUUUAAUUAACUGUUAAUGCUGUUGCUUUAUUUAUGUGUUUUAUGGGUGCUGUAGUUAUUAAAUAAUCUCCUUUAAAUUCUAUUUAAAUGCUUUGGGUAAAUAUUAUAAUGGAUACUUUUGCUUCUCUAGCCUUAUCAACUGAAAAUCCUUCCGAUUUACUUUUACUAAGAUAACCUUAUGGAAGAAAUGAUUCUAUUAUAACACCUAACAUGUGGCGAAAUAUUGUUGGAUAAAGCAUAUAUUAAAUUACUGUUUUAAUUUUAAUAUUAUUUAAAUUCCCAUAAUGGUUAGGUAUAUAAAGUUCGGUUGGAAUUACCAAAUUUUCAUAAGAAAAAGGUGUUCAUUUUACAAUAUUUUUUUAAGCAUUUGUAUUAUUGCAAAUUUUUAAUGAAUUUAAUGCUCGAAAAUUAGAAAGACAUGAAAUAAAUGUAUUCACUGGACUUUUUAAUAAUUACUUAUUUUGGUUAAUCAUAAUUUUAACUUUUAUAAUAUAGUUAUUCAUGAUCUAAUUUGGAGGAGAAUAUGUAGGUGUUAGUUAAUUAACAUUAUAUUAACAUUUAAUAUGUAUAGGAGUAGGUUCGGGUGCUUUAAUAAUGGAAUUGUUAAUAAAAAUAUUUCCUAAUUUCUUAUUUAAUAAAAUUAAGAUAUUUAGAGAAGAUUAAAUGGAGUUUUCAAGGAUGGAAAAGUCUCUACCUAGUUUAGUUAGAAAAAGAUCAUCAAUUAGAUAUAAUUGCUAAGGAUUAGGUGUUAGUGAAUAAAAUAUAAAAUAAUAAAAUAAUAUAAAUUGA
Messenger RNA from Ichthyophthirius multifiliis, 2685 nucleotides. RefSeq lists its product as hypothetical. Lineage: Eukaryota; Ciliophora; Oligohymenophorea; Hymenostomatida. The record is from RefSeq and is a predicted model, not a curated record. The transcript has 7 exons. Gene Ontology annotation, molecular function: ATP binding; ATP hydrolysis activity; P-type calcium transporter activity. Gene Ontology annotation, cellular component: membrane; intracellular membrane-bounded organelle.